Messenger RNA from Paramisgurnus dabryanus, 3013 nucleotides. Its product is annotated as long-chain-fatty-acid--CoA ligase ACSBG2-like. Gene Ontology annotation, cellular component: endoplasmic reticulum; membrane. Lineage: Eukaryota; Metazoa; Chordata; Actinopteri; Cypriniformes; Cobitidae. Gene Ontology annotation, molecular function: long-chain fatty acid-CoA ligase activity. The record is from RefSeq and is a predicted model, not a curated record.
UUGGCACAUUUUGCAAGAUUUGGGGUACAUAUAAAAGAUAAUCACAUUUUGAAACCACCAGUGGUGGAGUGUAUGGUCAAAGUAUAAGAUAUUGGAUCUUUUACUGUAUGUCAUACCAAGAUAUUCAUUAUAUUAAAUACAGGGUUAACAGUGUAUUUGUGAGCACAAUAUUUGAUUUGUUGUCUUAAGACUUCGGACAAUGUCUGCCAAUGGUUUUAUACCAUCCUGUGAUCUCAAGGAAAUUCCUCCCUUGGAAAAUUCUGCUGAAGGAUCUGUGAAAUCUGCUCUUAAAUGCACUGAUGAUGAAUAUCACAACGUGCCACUCGAUAACCCCAAAAGUCAACCAAAUGGAAAUUGUUCACCCUCCGUCAUGAAACGUAACACAGCAGAUGGGCCGCCUGUACUACUGGAGGUCAGAAAUGCCCGCAUCGCUCCAGCCCAGGAACUAUGGAGCAGUGCCAGAGACAAACCUGUCAAGUUGAGGAUGGAAGCGUCAGGACCGGGCUCAGAACAUCCAAUGACGGUCCAUCAGAUGUUUCUGGCCUCUGUGGAGAAAUACGGAGACAAACCUGCCCUCCGUUCAAAGAUUGAUGGGACGUGGGUCACCCUGACCUAUAAGGAAUACUAUCAACAUUGCAGAGAUGCUGCAAAAAGUUUUUUGAAGCUUGGUCUGCAGCGAUUCCACGGUGUCGGCAUUCUGGGCUUUAAUUCUCCCGAAUGGUUUAUAGCAGAUGUUGGAUGCAUCCUGGCAGGGGGACUCGCCACUGGAAUCUACACAACCAACACACCAGAAGCGUGUCAGUAUGUCGCUGAAAACUGCGAAGCUAAUGUUCUGGUGGUCGAAAACCACAAACAACUGAUCAAAAUCCUCCAGGUCAGAGAUCAGCUACCACAUUUGAAGGCUAUUGUUCAGUACAAGGGUGAACUGGAACAGAAGUUGAAUGAUGUAUAUACGUGGACUCAAUUCAUGGCGGUUGGUAACGACGUCCCUGAUGCACAACUGGAUGCAGUGAUUGACAGUCAGAUGUCGAAUGAGUGCUGUACAUUGAUCUACACAUCAGGGACCACCGGAAAUCCCAAAGGGGUCAUGCUCAGUCACGAUAAUCUCACAUGGACUGCCAAUGCAGCAGGUGUCAUGAGCAGACAGAGGAUGGGUGAGGAGGCAAUUGUGAGCUAUCUGCCUCUGAGUCACGUGGCAGCCCAAAUGAAUGACAUGUGGAUCUGCAUGAGAUUUGCUGGCACAACCAAUUUUGCUGACCCAGAUGCCCUUAAGGGCUCUUUAGCCAACACUUUGCGAGAGGUUCGUCCCACAAGUUUCUUGGGAGUUCCCAGAGUCUGGGAAAAAAUGCAAGAGGCGAUGAAAGCUGCCGGUGCAAAGUCAUCCAUAAUGAAGAAGAAGAUCGCUGACUGGGCCAAGGGUAUAGGACUUUCGGCAAGCUACUGUGACAUGAACGGUGACUCCGGUGUGCCGUGGGGCUUCACGAUGGCAAAUAACUUGGUUUUUAAAAACGUGCGGAAAGCUCUAGGUCUGGACCGAUGUCGGGGUUGUUUCACGGGUGCGGCUCCCAUCACCAAAGACACGCUGGAGUAUUUUAUGAGCCUGUACAUUCCCAUCUUCGAGCUUUAUGGUAUGAGUGAGAGCUCAGGACCUCACACCAUCUCCUGGAACGAGGACUUUCGCAUUAUGAGCUGUGGUAAGGUGUUGAUAGGCUGCAAAACCAAGCUAGACAAGCAAGACGCCGAUGGAAAUGGAGAGAUUUGUUUUUGGGGAAGGAAUGUGUUCAUGGGAUACCUGAACAUGUCGGAUAAAACCGAAGAGGCUCUCGAUGCAGAUGGGUGGCUGCACUCGGGAGACCUGGGCAAAGAAGACAACGAUGGCUUCUUGUACAUCACAGGCAGGAUAAAAGAGUUAAUCAUUACUGCCGGUGGAGAAAAUGUGCCACCAGUCCCCACUGAGGAUGCUAUAAAAGAGGAGGUGUCAAUCAUCAGCAAUGCCAUGUUAGUUGGAGACAAAAAGAAGUUCUUGUCCAUGCUUCUCACUCUGAAAUGUAACAUGGACGAGAAUGGAGACCCAACAGAUGAACUGACCCCGCUUGCUGUCGAGUUUUGCCGACAGCACGGUGUAAUCGCCAGCAAAGUCUCGGAGAUCAUUAACAAAAAAGAGCCAGCCAUUUACAAAGCAAUCCAGGAGGGCAUGGAGCGUGUGAAUGCCAAAGCCACAUCCAAUGCCCAGAGAGUACAGAAAUGGACUAUACUGCCACGGGACUUCUCAAUAUCUGGCGGAGAACUUGGUCCAACCAUGAAGCUAAAGAGGCCUGUGGUCACGAAAAUGUAUACAGAAGAAAUCAACAAAUUCUAUGGUGAAUAACAUCGAAAAUUUGUUGGAAAGCAAUGAAACUGUUAUGCUGCUUUAAAGCAACAGUGGAUGAGUUCUCAUUCUUCGCCUUUGCUCAGUAAUCUGUGUGGAUUUCGCUCACUCCAGGGCUUUUGACGGAUCAUACGAUCUAUAAAGCUCACUGUCCUUGUGCAUGCUAUCUGUAUAUGCUGUCGAAUGGACUGAAUCAUAGCAGAUUUGAUUUAAGCCACUCACUUUUUUCUAACCAUUUCUGUUAUUCAGUACAUAUCACUCGUAACAUAGAUGAGGUGAUCCAAAUGAUUUAUAAUUUGAACCGAUCAUUUGUUUUGUAUAUACGAUAUAGAAAUGAAACGAGACUGAAACUACUGUGCGCAUUACUGUUAAUUACUGUAAAAUAGUCACACUUUCUAAAAAGAAAUAGGCUGACUGACUGUACUGGGAUCUGUACAGGGUUAAUAAUGCUGCUUGCAACACUUCAAACUAGUGUGUAACUGUACAUAAGCAGAUAUGUAAUGAACGUUUUUCUUAUCUUUUAAGUUUCACCGAGCACAUUGGAUAUUUAUGAGUGACGCUUAUCAGCACAUGUUGAAAUAUAUAUAUAAAUGAAUAAUAUAUCCAUGAAUAAUAAAUGAUAUAUUUGGAUGCGUUUCUUUUCAA